AUGUUGAAAAGAUGGUUAACUGUGAAGAAAAAGAAGACUGUAAUAAAUGACAAAGCCACUGUCGACGUCGACGUCGCCAUCACGGUCACUAACAUUGAUGAAGAAUCAAUAGGCCCACUCGAAACACUAGAUAGACUAGAUGAUGAUUGGGAGUACACACUGAAUCCAAAGGGCACCGAGUUUCCCACAGAUGCCUCUAGUACCUUCCAAGUGAAAGAGGUGCUAGGCACAAAUACUGAUGCGGAGUAUAGUGCAAUUAGCAAAAAUCCAUUUAUUACAAAUGAAGUGGGAGAGGAUGAAGUAUUGAACUUUCCCAUCUUAUUUGCAAAUACCAUAAAUGAGCAGCUACCAUUUGGAGAUGGGUCCAAUAAGGUUUUCGGGUAUGAGAAUUUUGGGAAUACAUGCUAUUGUAAUUCCGUGUUACAAUGUCUAUAUAAUUUGCCUGAAUUUAGAUUGAACAUAUUACAAUAUCCUGAGCGAAAUUUAAUGGAUCAGAGAGUACGAAAGCUGGAAAUGCCCGGGUAUAAACCUAGGUGUUUCUCAGAGGCUAGUUUCGAGAAACCACAAACAACAACUGGAGCCUCGGUUCCAGCACAAGAUGCUAACAAUAAUCAAAAUAAUACAACUACCGCUAAUGGUAAUAAUAAUAGCAAUAAUUUCAAGACACCUUCUGCUCAAAACAAAAAUAUUUUCAAGGGCUUAUUCGGAUAUGGUAAUUCCAAAAUAAAUACUGAACCACUUUCGCAGAUGGCUGAUUCAAGCACAAGCACAGACCUUGAACUUCCAGAUGAAAACAUUGUUGGGAAAGAAGAAGAUCAACAUGAAGGAGAAGAAGAAGAGGGAAACAAUAACCAUGAUGGGCAACCUAUUGAUCAGGAAAUAAAAUUACUACCCAACUCGCACAAGAUAAUCAUUGGCAGGACACCACCUGUCUUGAAUCCAAAUACACGUAACAAUUCACAAGUAUCAGGAGCCAGUAAUAAUGAUUUGCUACCGGUACAUAUAUCUACAGAACAAAGGAAGAAAACGGCAUUAAUAGAGGGUCCAAUCUUAACUAUUGAUCAUUUAAUCAAUAGUUUUGAGCCAUCUCAAGGUGACUUGUACAAUACUUUGAAGGAUUUAUUCGAAUGUAUAACUGAACAUUCUUCAUUGACGGGAAUUGUAUCGCCGGUCCAAUUUGUUAACAUGCUAAGAAGGGAGAAUGUUCUAUUUGAUUCGAUGAUGCAUCAGGACGCUCAUGAAUUCCUAAACUUUAUGUUGAAUGACUUUAGUGAUCGUUUAGACAGAGAUAAUCAAGCCAAGAAUUUUAUAAAUGAAAUAUUUCAAGGUACAUUGACUAAUAAAGUUCGUUGUCUGACAUGUGAUAAUGUCACCUCUAGAGAAGAAGCAUUUCUGGAUCUACCAAUUGAGGUUAAAGAAAAUGGUGAUACUGAUAUUCAAAGAGUUUUGAAGUAUUAUUCUCAACGAGAGAUGCUAAAUGGUUCGAACAAAUUUAAUUGUAGUCAAUGUUGUGCAUUACAAGAAGCGGAAAGAGCCGUUGAAUUAAAGAAAUUACCCGAUACAUUAAUAUUGCAUUUGAAAAGGUUCAAGUACUCAGAACAACAACUCUCUAAUAUCAAACUUUUUAGUAAAGUAUACUAUCCCUUAAUUCUUGAGGUAAACUCCAAUUAUAAAUGCACGGAUACCAUCAAAUAUGAGUUGAGUGGUAUUGUUAUACAUGUUGGUGAUGGACCACAGAUGGGACAUUAUGUUGCACUUUGUAAGACAGAGAAAUAUGGGUGGUUAUUCUACGAUGAUGAGACGGUAGAAUCUGUGUCGGAGGAGACUGUUCUAAAAUUCAUUGGUGACGAAAAGACUCAAAGCACAGCAUAUGUCCUUUUUUACAAGAAACUUGGUGACAAGGAAACAAACAUAGAUCAUAACCCAGAGCAAUUCGCUGACAAUUUCAAGCAAUUGAUUAAAUAUGACGACAGGUGGAGACUCCGCAAGAAAAGUAUGGCACAGUUUAAUGCCGAUAAUAGUAACACUAAUAAUACUAAUCAUAACCUCAGCGUUCAUGCUGCGGAUGAUUCGUAUAAUGAAGUGGAUCAAACGUUUACGUCAACAAACACAGAAAAAUCAAAAGUAUCAAGGCUGUUCAGUUUUAUGAAAUAA
This is a messenger RNA of Naumovozyma castellii, 2154 nucleotides long. RefSeq lists its product as uncharacterized. Lineage: Eukaryota; Fungi; Ascomycota; Saccharomycetes; Saccharomycetales; Saccharomycetaceae. The transcript has a single exon. Bases 1 to 2154 code for a protein of 717 amino acids. The record is from RefSeq and is a predicted model, not a curated record.